Molecule: messenger RNA, 1106 nt
Organism: Oncorhynchus tshawytscha (Chinook salmon)
Lineage: Eukaryota; Metazoa; Chordata; Actinopteri; Salmoniformes; Salmonidae
Product: spastin-like
Exons: 11
Coding region: 219-1094 (291 amino acids)
Cellular component (GO): microtubule cytoskeleton
Molecular function (GO): ATP hydrolysis activity; ATP binding
Source: RefSeq, a predicted model, not a curated record
GGGACAGCAACGACAACGGAGAAAUCAUUAGAAACUACCAUAAACGAGCAUUUGAAUACAUAUCCGUGGCACUAAAGAUCGAUGAAGAUGACAAAGGUGUCAAGGAGGAGGCAGUACAGUGGUAUCAGAAAGGCAUUGCAGAGCUUCAAAGGGGGAUUGCUAUUGAAGUCACAGGACAAGGAGAACAUUGUGAUCGUUCGAAGAGGCUUCAAACUAAGAUGAUCAACAAUCUCACCAUGGCAAAGGACCGACUCGCUCUUCUAGAAGGUACAUCGGCGUCUAAAACGAGCCACAGCCCUCAGAGUCCACCAGGCCAUCUCCCUACCCCUCCAGUGAGGCCUACUGGUCCAAAGAACAAGCCAGGACCAGGACCAGGUCACAGUAAGCCAGCAAGCACUGGCUCAAGCAGGACCAACAAUAUCAAGGUUGUCCCUCGGGCUGCAGGGAGAGGACAGAAUGGUAGACCAGCAGCAUCGAAGGAACCACAGAAGAGGGAUAUGAAGAACUUCAAGAAUGUGGACAGCAAGUUGGCCAGCUUCAUACUGAAUGAAAUCGUAGACGGUGGGUCGUCAGUGAGCUUUGAAGACAUAGCGGGUCAGGAGCUGGCUAAACAAGCUCUUCAGGAGAUAGUUAUCCUGCCUGCACUCAGACCUGAGCUGUUCACUGGUCUCAGAUCCCCGGCACGAGGUCUGCUCCUCUUCGGUCCCCCAGGCAACGGAAAGACCAUGCUGGCCAAAGCAGUAGCCAUGGAGUCCCAUGCCACCUUCUUUAACAUCAGUGCUUCCAGUCUGACCUCUAAAUGGGUGGGAGAGGGAGAGAAGCUGGUCAGAGCUCUGUUUGCUGUGGCCAGAGAACUACAACCUGCCAUCAUCUUCAUUGAUGAGAUCGACAGCCUGCUCUGUGAGAGACGGGAAGGAGAACACGAUGCCAGUCGGCGUUUAAAGACAGAGUUUCUCAUACAGUUUGACGGGGUGCAGUCGGAAGGGGCAGAGAGGGUUCUGGUGAUGGGAGCUACAAACAGACCACAGGAGCUGGACGAAGCUGUGCUCAGGUACUGGACACAACACACACAGGAAGCUGUGCUCAGGUACUAGACACAACACACA